UGUAACCUGUAGGCUGCUUUGCUUUUCUGACGAUACAACACAUUUUAAGCGAGUAAAUAACACCAAAAUCACAUCAACUGUCAUAAAAUGUGACAGAACAGUUUCUCCAGAGAGGUGUGAACUCAGAAACACAGACCAUGUCGUUCGUGCAAAACCUGCCACCCUCGGUGGUGGCCAAGCAGGCGAGGAAGGAAGGUGAGGAUGAUGGGCCGCAGAAGAAGUCAAGAGAGGACUACAAGAAGAUGAAGGAACUUGAGGAGGCCAGGAAGGCAGGCACCGUACCAGCCAUGCAGGACGAGGAGGGAAAGGACAUCAACCCGCACAUUCCCCAGUAUAUCAUGCAAGUGCCCUGGUUCUUCGGAGAUAACCGGCCCACGUUGAAACAUCAACGUCAACAGCCAGAGAAGCUAAAGCAGUACACAAGCCAUGAUCAGUGGUUCAAGAAAGGCGUUAAAGAGGGGCCAGUUGGCACCAAGUUCAGGAAGGGGGCCUGUGAGAACUGUGGAGCCAUGACACACAAGAAAAAAGACUGUUUAGAGAGACCCAGAAAGAUAGGUGCGAAGUUCACAGGAGAUAAUUUUGCCCCCGAUGAACAUCUGCAGCCAGAGUUGUCCUUUGAUUACGAGGGGAAGCGUGAUCGAUGGAAUGGAUAUGAUCCUGAGCAGCACAAGAAAAUCUACGAGGAGUUUGAGAAAAUUGAACAGGCUAAACGUUUAUUGAAAGAGAAGAAUAUUGAAGAAGACAUAUUGGAUGGAAGUGACAAACCCGACAUCGAGACUAAAGUGACGAAAGGUGACUCCGAUGAUGAGGACAAGUAUGCCGAUGAUAUUGACAUGCCUGGCCAGAAGUUUGAGACCAAACAGAGAAUCACCGUGCGCAAUCUCCGUAUACGAGAAGACACUGCCAAGUACCUGCACAAUCUUGAUGUGAACUCUGCGUACUAUGACCCUAAAACAAGGUCUAUGAGGGAGGACCCCUUUAAAAACACUGGGAAGGAAAAAGAGGCAGAAUUUCAUGGUGACAACUUUGUACGCUACUCCGGUGAUGCGCAGCAAUUUGCAAAAAAGCAAGUGUUUGCGUGGGAUGCAUACGAGCAUGGAGCGGACGUCCACCUGCAGGCUGAUCCCACCAAACUGAUGCUGCUGGCCAAGGAGGUGCAGCAACGCAAGCAGGACACCAAGGUGGAGGCCAAAAACAGCAUUCUGGAGAAGUAUGGAGGGGAAGAGCAUCUAGACGCCCCGCCAAAACAACUCCUCAUGGCGCAGACGGAGGACUAUGUCGAGUAUUCCCGUCAUGGUACGGUGCUCAAGGGUGCAGAGAAGCCCACAGUGCGCUCCAAGUACCAGGAGGACGUCUACAUCAACAACCACACUAGUGUGUGGGGCUCGUACUGGAAUGCAGGUCGCUGGGGAUACAAGUGCUGCUGUUCCUUCAUCAAGGAGUCUUACUGUACAGGGCUGGCGGGCAUAGAGGCUGCACAGGAGAGAAGUUUGAUAGCUGUACAAGGGGAGGAAAAUGGAGCAGACAGUGAAGGUGAGGAAGAAGAGAGGACCUUGAUGGAGCAGCAUCAGGACAAGCUCCAAGAGAAGAAAAAAAAGAAGAAGAGGAAGAAAAAGCAGCAGAGAAAGAAGAAGAGGAAGCACAGUAGCAGUAGUAGCAGCAGCAGCUCAAGUGAUGAUGAAAGUGAUGAGGAUAGUGAGGAGGAGGAGAGGAGAAAACAGAAGAGGUUGGCAAAGGCCCUGAAGGCAGAGGCUGCCAAUCAGAAGCACGCAGAGGAGUUGUUAGCACUUGACGAGCGCAAGCGGCCGUAUAACAGCAUGUUUGAGGCCAGGGCGCCGACUGAGGAAGAAAUGGAGGCAUGGCGCAUGAAGCGGCGCAGAGAGGAGGACCCAAUGUCACAGUUUGACUGAGGGGGUUGGGGAUGGGGGUUUGGGAACCGAUAUCACAGUUUGGGGGCUGAAGGUGUAUGGGGGGAAAUGGGAGUUUAACAGAGGGCAAUCCUGCCUCAUAUAUAAUUUUAAAAAUUAGGGCAGCAAAAGGAAAAUUAUCCCUGUACGCCUGAAUCCCUUUAUAUGCUCAGGGGUAUCAAUGGCAGGGGUAGGGGUCAGAAUAUCUUGAGUAUUUUGAGUAUGCAUGUGGUAUGGAUUUUUUAAACUUGUAUUAUUUAAUCAACAUACGGAUUAGCAACCCCAUCAGAAUUUAACUACAUUGUAGUUAUAACCUGGUCAAUAUUUAAAUGAAAAAAAUUGGUUAAGCAGAAUUUUAAAACAUGGAAUAAACCACUGCAUGACACUAGGAAUAAGUAUAGGGGAAAAUAAGAUAGACACGAGAGAGAUUUUUGUUCCUGUGCUCUAUUGUUAUCAUUCGUAAUAAAAACAUUGUACUCUUGGACAGUUCUUACGCAAAAGCAUAUGGGGUUGAGGCGUUGCUUGUUUCCACAUCCAAAGAGUAGCCAAUGCAGAGUUUUUUAAGACCCUACAAUGAAUUGGUGGUAUUUUUUCUGUGUAAGUGAUUGUCCUGUUCUGCACUAUAUCUAUAUUUAUAUUGCUUGUUGUAACUUCAUUUGGACAAGUUGUGAAAACUGGAAAAUAUUAAUUAUACAAAGACAGACUUACUGUAGUUCUGUUGGAUUGCUGUCACAAGUUUGGUCGUUUUGUGCUAUAUUAAUGUUGCUGAAAUCGUCUCUUACUACCUGAGUUAGAAGCGGGACAAAUACUCAGGAUAAAAAUAUUAAGGUAGCAAAUAUAAACGAAUAUUGUUUUUAAACUUGAUGUUUAUUGUUCCAUGUUACAUGUACUUCCUGAAAAUAAAUAUGAAAAACUUACAA
This is a messenger RNA of Dreissena polymorpha, 2827 nucleotides long. RefSeq names its product pre-mRNA-splicing factor SLU7-like. The coding region runs from base 138 to 1910 and encodes 590 amino acids. The record is from RefSeq and is a predicted model, not a curated record. Gene Ontology annotation, cellular component: spliceosomal complex. Gene Ontology annotation, biological process: mRNA splicing, via spliceosome. Gene Ontology annotation, molecular function: pre-mRNA 3'-splice site binding. NCBI's taxonomy places the organism in Eukaryota, Metazoa, Mollusca, Bivalvia, Myida, Dreissenidae. The transcript is spliced from 14 exons.